Messenger RNA from Brachypodium distachyon (stiff brome), 3522 nucleotides. Its product is annotated as glycerophosphodiester phosphodiesterase GDPDL7. NCBI's taxonomy places the organism in Eukaryota, Viridiplantae, Streptophyta, Magnoliopsida, Poales, Poaceae. Gene Ontology annotation, molecular function: glycerophosphodiester phosphodiesterase activity. Bases 948 to 3308 code for a protein of 786 amino acids. Gene Ontology annotation, biological process: lipid metabolic process. The record is from RefSeq and is a predicted model, not a curated record. The transcript has 9 exons.
GACACAUUAAUCCGGUUCGGUUUUCCUACGCCGUUUCGCCAUCCGCCGGUCACCACCGCCUCGCCUCGCCUUCGCCCCCGUCGUCGGCCGGUGGCGGGAAUCCGAUGUCAGUGCAUCCUCUCCACCUCUCCGUGGGUCUUCCCUCACCCAUGUCCCUGUUGCCUCCGCCCUCCGACUCUCGCCACUUCCGCCGCUCUUCCCCAGGGGCUGCUCUGCCGCCGCACCCCUCCUGUCCCCGCCUAAGGCCCGUGCGUCGCUCAUCCAUUCCCGUCCCUCCUAAGGCCCGGGCCAAAAGCCUCAGAUCCAGUGCUGACCGUGUCUGUUCCUAUGACCAAUUGUUGCUGUUCAUUGCUGGAUUUCUUAAAAUUAGCUGCUCUUUGUUUGUUGGUCUAAUUUAUCUAAUAUUUGUCUCCUGUGCAAUCAGAGCAUAUGCAGAGUUAUGUGAAUAGCUUUGCAAAUUUAGCAAGGACGCAUAGACAAGAUACUGAAAAUGUCCAGGACAUCUCAUCUAAGAUCCUUGGGUUGGGUUGGAUGAAGCACUGCUUCUCUCCAUCAAUGGUUUGAAAAGUCUUUUUCUACUUUUUUUUAAAGUGAAGGUUUUCUGACUGAGGUGGAGAAGAGACUCUCCAUAGAGAAUAGAGAUGAGAUUUUCCAUGUCAGAAGGUGUCCGUCGUUCGGGAGGCCCCUAUUUUUAGAAGCUUUUACCCUUGUCUUCUGCCUCCUCUUUUGCCUCCUCUCCACAGUCUGAUUUAGAGACCUUUGCAUGCCCUGCCUCCUCUCCACAAUUUAUUCCUGUAGCUUCGACGGAGGUACAUUUCUUUCCUCAAACCUGCUCCAUUACGCAUAAAUUUGGAUCCUGAAUUUACCCAAACUUUGGUGAGACGCUGUUAUUUUUUUCCCCUUAAUUUCUGCAACUAUUUGUUUCUCUCUUAUUAUUAUCUGAACCGAUGCUUGAAGAACCAGAGAUUUGUCUAUGCUCUAUCUUUUGUAAACGUAUGAUACUUACAUAUGUUUGCCUGGAUCUCACAAAAAUGUUAUGCUAUGCAGUAGGGUGCUCGUUUCUGAUCCGAAUGGGUGCAAGAUAUCCUCUUGUGCUCUUGAUCCUUUUACUUCUCAAUGGAGCCAAUGCUGCUUUGGAUCCUCGGGUACCAGAAUGGCUGACUUUGGAUGGUGGUCCUCCUCUAGUCGUUGCCCGUGGAGGGUUCUCUGGCUUAUUUCCCGAGUCAACCAAGUUUGCAUACCGCUUUGCAGUGGAAGCUAGCUUGCCUGAUGUCGUUCUGUACUGCGAUCUGCAGUUCUCCAAAAAUGGUGUGGGCUUCUGCAGAAGAGAACUGAGACUUGAGAAUUCAACACUAAUUUCUCGGGAAUACCCUGACAGGGCCUCGACAUACAACGUGAAUGGAGAAGAUCUUUAUGGAUGGUUCUCUGUGGAUUUUGGAUCAAAUGAGCUGUAUAGUAUCAACGUGAUUCAGGAUGACUACGCUCGCUCAAAUAUAUUCGAUGGCAUAUUGAGAAUGUGGUCACUUGGUGAUUUAGUUGACCAGAUCCAACAUCCUCAUAUUUGGGUUAAUGUGGAGUACGAUUUGUUUUAUCUGGAGCACGGAUUAAGUACUGAAGACUACAUAUUAGGACUACCAGAGGAAUAUUCCGUCACUUACGUCUCCUCACCAGAAGUGGCAUUAUUGAAAAGCCUCAGUGGAAAGCUCAGAAGCAAAACUAAGCUAAUUUUACGGUUCCUCCGUGAAGAUGUUGUGGAGCCUUCCACCAGGAAAACAUAUGGAGAACUUCUGAAAGACCUAAAGUCCAUCAAGGCCUAUGCAUCAGGGAUUCUUGUCCACAAGCAUCAAAUUUGGCCACAGAAUAAGGAUAAGUACUUGGAGCCAUCUACUAGUCUGGUCAAAGACGCCCAUGCCAUAGGACUGGAAGUGCAUGCAUAUGGAUUUGCCAAUGAUGAUCCCAAUUUGAGUCACAACUACAGCUUUGAUCCCAGUGCGGAAUACUUGCAGUUCAUAGAUAAUUCAGACUUCUCUGUUGACGGCUUGUUAACGGAUUUCUCACCCACUGCGUCGGAAGCCGUAGCUUGUUUUGCACAUACCAAGAAUAAUUCAUAUGCUCUUCCUCCUCCUGGAAAUGCAAAAAAAACCAGGCCACUGAUCAUAACCCACAACGGCGCGAGUGGCAUCUUCUCAGAUAGUACAGACCUUGCCUACCAACAAGCGGUGAAAGACGGUGCAGACAUAAUAGACUGCUGGGUUCGGAUGUCAAAAGACGGGGUCCCCUUCUGCCUGGGCUCUACAGAUCUCAACUGCAGCACGACAGCAGGCAACGCUUUCGCGGCAAAAUCUAACAUUGUCAAUGAGAUACAGAACAAAUCUGGCAUUUUCUCGUUUGACCUCUCAUGGAGCGAGAUCCAAACCUUGAAACCCAACCUUAUCGGUCCAUUCUCGGAGGAACGCCUGGAACGAAAUCCUGCUGCGAAGAACGCUGGCAAACUUUUGACAUUGGACGAGUUCCUUGAUUAUGCAAAAAGCAGCAACGUCUCCGGUAUACUUAUUGGGAUAGAGCAUGCUCCAUACCUGGCAACCAUAGGUCUUGAUGUGGUGGGUGCAAUCUCUGAUGCACUGGCCAAUUCCGGCUAUGACAAAGAGACCAAGCAGCAUGUGCUCAUACAGUCGGAGGAGACCCCAGUGCUUGCAGCAUUCAAGAAGUUCCCCAAGUUCAAGAGGGUCCUCACGAUUGAAUUCGAUAUCGGCGAUGUUUCCAAGCCUUCGGUGGUUGAGAUCAAGGAGAUUGCAAAUGCAGUGAAGCUCAGACGGAGCUCGGCCACUAGGAUCAAUGGCUACUUCCUGUCGGGGUUCACCGAUGCUUUGGUUAAAAGGCUGCACGAUGCGAAAAUGGAAGUGUACGUCGGUGUUCUGAAGAAUGAGUUCAUGAACCUCGCGUUCGACUACUGGGCUGACCCGAUGAUUGAAAUCGCUACAGACACUUGGUCAGUGGUUGCUGAUGGGCUUGUAACCGAGUUCCCUGGCACUGCAGCUGCAUACUUCAAGAGCCCGUGCAGCGAUGUGGAACGGAACCUGAGCUUCAUAAUCCACCCUGCAAGUGCCGGUGAAUUGGUCAAGCUGGCUGCCGUUGGUUUGGUGCCUCCAGCGCCACCUCCAGCGCCGAUGCUCCAACCUGCUGAUAUUCUGGACCCGCCACUGCCAUUGUGCACGAGCCAGCCGCAGUUCCGGACCAGCCGCUGCCGUCUGGCUCCGGUGGCGAAAGCGAAAGCUGACUACACCGCUAACCUGGCCGCCGAAGGAUGAAUUGCCAUGGCACAUGUUGCUGAUACUUUUGACUCUGUAUGGCAAUAUCAGGCCACUCUUUGCAAAAUUCACUGCUGGAAUUUCGUUGUACAUUACAUAGUAAACACACAGCACUAGAACAACACUGCCUGUUAAAUAUUGGAACAUCGCCGGCAAACUUUUUUCUUUAGACUUUGGGCAAAUUUAUUGCUCUAAAUAAGGGUUACAUCGUCCA